Rhipicephalus sanguineus (brown dog tick) is the source of this 424-nucleotide messenger RNA. RefSeq lists its product as uncharacterized. Lineage: Eukaryota; Metazoa; Arthropoda; Arachnida; Ixodida; Ixodidae. The transcript has 3 exons. The record is from RefSeq and is a predicted model, not a curated record. The coding region runs from base 1 to 417 and encodes 138 amino acids.
AUGCCUGGGAUUAAACCUGUGACCUUCGGGGGGUUCGUGUGCAGUAAGGCUGCGGCAGGAAAAAAGACUCCCUGUUCGGCUCAGAUUACAUCUGCGGCAUUCAAGGUGAAAAAAUCAGGUGGGGGAGGGCCUGAGAUAACAACGGAACACCCUGUGCCGAAUCCAGAUGGACCACCAACAGAUGCGCCAAAACCACCUGGGCCAAAACCACCUGGGCCAAAACCAGAUGGGCCAAAAAAACCGGACGAUACACCCCCAUCUGCACCCCAUGGCAGCAGCCCAAAUGCGGCUUUCCGAUGGAAGGCAACUAACACUCUUCCCACAGCAUUCGUGGUGCCAGCCCUUGUGACGCUGCUCAUCAUCAUCGCUCUCAAACGGUUUCCAAUGUUUCCCUAUGCCUUCAUCACCAUGUACUAAAGAAAAA